Molecule: messenger RNA, 933 nt
Organism: Cooperia oncophora
Lineage: Eukaryota; Metazoa; Nematoda; Chromadorea; Rhabditida; Trichostrongylidae
Source: the annotation of a GenBank genome assembly
AUGUAUCCACGGCCCACUGUGACAACAUGUAAAAGCUUCCCAGGAAGCGAUAUUGUGGUCUACACGCCAAAGAAACUGCACAACAAGUUUGACCCCAAUGAAUUCAAGUACGAUGGCAAUUACGACACGGAUAAGAUCAAGAGUUUCCUCAUUCACGAUACUGUUGGAAUGGUUGGUAUUCGUACGAUGGGUAAUCUGUUCCAAUUCGAGCAGAAGCCUCUUGUGAUCGUUUACUACAAUGUGGAUUAUCUGAAGGACCCCAAAGGGUCGAACUACUGGCGUAAUCGCGUGCUGAAGGUAGCGCAGGACUACAAGAGGAAAGUUCAUUUCGCUGUGUCAAAUAAGGAGGAGUUCUCAUCCGAAGUUGAUCAGAAUGGUCUUGCUGAGCGUAAGGACUCGGAUAAACCAAUCGUGGCGGCUAUUACAAAUGAAGGCAAAUUCCCUAUGGAUGAUGAGUUCAGCGUGGAGAAUCUCAAGAAGUUUGUCGAGGACCUAUUAGCUGGUAAUAUGGAUCCAUACAUGAAGUCAGAACCUAUUCCUGAGGAUAACGAUAAACCAGUCAAGGUUGCUGUUGGCAGAAACUUCAAGGAAUUGGUGAUGGAUGCCGAUAAGGAUGUCCUUAUUGAGUUCUAUGCACCGUGGUGCGGUCACUGUAAGGCACUUGCACCCAAAUAUGAAGAGCUCGCCAAAACGUUGGAGAAGGAAGACGUUCUGAUCGUAAAGCUCGACGCGACAGCAAACGAUGUACCACCUCUCUUUGAAGUGCGAGGAUUCCCAACCAUCUACUGGUUACCGAAGAACAGCAAGGAUUCUCCAGUGCCUUACAAUGGUGGCCGUGAAGUGAAGGACUUCAUUUCAUUCAUCGCCAAGCAUUCCACUGAUGGUCUCAAGGGCUAUUCACGUGACGGAAAGAAGAAGAAGACCGAGUUGUAG